Messenger RNA from Eriocheir sinensis (Chinese mitten crab), 5039 nucleotides. Its product is annotated as serine/arginine repetitive matrix protein 5-like. The transcript has 19 exons. Lineage: Eukaryota; Metazoa; Arthropoda; Malacostraca; Decapoda; Varunidae. Bases 158 to 4414 code for a protein of 1418 amino acids. Gene Ontology annotation, molecular function: protein binding. The record is from RefSeq and is a predicted model, not a curated record.
UUUAUCUGUAAUAUGAAGGCGUAAAUCAUUCCCUGGGCCUCGCGGCGGGCAGGAGCUGGUAUCACUGCAAGCAAGCAGCAAGAGGCGCUGGCACCCGCCGGGGUAAACAAGACGCGGGCGGUGCCAAUGGGAAGCGCUGCUGAAGGGAUUUGCAAAGAUGGCCGGAACGGACCCUUUAUCGUCUAAGUUAGUCACACAGUCUGUGAACUUCCAUGGUCAUCUACUCCUCAAGCAGCUUACAUCCUCACAUUCUAAAGAUGUUGAGUCUUUGAAUAUGAAGGAGGUUAAUUAUAAAAUAUAUAGAGCACGAAAUCCAGAAAUAAGCAAGCAGCCAACAGCAACAAGAAAUGAACUGAUCAGUUUCAUCAGUGACAAGUGCACAUCUUUAUUUGUGCCUCGGGAGAGUAAAACCAUUGUAGACAAUGAUGAUGAUGACUUUGGUUUUAAAGAUCGAUCCAACAGUCUUCCUCCUCUAGAGCACUUCAUGAAGAUCAUGUGCCAUCUGAAGAAAGAUAUAUUCUUUAAGAAAGUGCAGCGUGGUGAUGUGCUCUAUGGUCGAGUGGCAACCCAUGUUCAUGAUUUGCUCUGUAUUGUUAAGGUUCAGGCAGCUGUGGGACCCAAUGUAAGGGACCUCUUUGAUGCUGACAUUAAGGCUCACCUUCGCCUUGAAGACUCAGACCCAGAACCAGCAGACACUGAUGACCUUGGACGAUGGAUGCUUCGAACAAGGUUGUGUGUAGAGGUGUUGGAGGUGGAUGCCAGUGACAAUUAUCUCUUAGUUGGCACCAAAGGAGUUGCUAUACCACCUCAUCUCAAGGACAAGAUUAAGCUGGGCAAGGUCACACUCGGCACUCGUCCACCCAUAGUCAGUGUAAUGGAAGAACAGAACAUAAAAUCAUACGCCCAUGCCCUGGAGAAGCUGAAAACGUUCAACAACCCACGCAGCAUAAGACAUCUAGCUGGCAAAUUUAACAUCAGUUUAUCAUCACACUCAUCACUGAUGGACUCUCUAAAGUACAAAUUUCCGGAUCGUGAAAUGUACAGGUCUGUCAGGAAGUCACAAAUGUCUCGGUGGGCUCACAAGUCCGUCGCUGAUGGGGUGGUGUUCUUCAAGCGAGGGCAGCAUGAGGAGGCCUUCCAAUGCUUGAACAAGGCUCUGCAAAUUGAUAAUGAAAAUGUGGAAGCAUUUGUAGCUAAAGGAGCUUUAUUGGCAAACUUUGGAAGUUUGGAGAAAGCUGUUGAAAAUUUUGAGGAAGCUCUUAAGUAUAACCCAACUCACAAUAAUGCUCAGAAGUAUAUAUGUGAGACACUUGUGGAGCUUGGCAAACAAUAUGAGGAGGAAAAUAAAAUAGAAGAAGCUGAGAAAAGUUUCAAGAAAUGUCUCUCCAUCAAUCCUGAUCAUGAAGCUGGGAAAGAAUCAAUAAGAAAACUCAUCCAGAAGAAUGAUCUUGGCCCCAAAAGUCCAGAAGUUGUUGAAGAUGCAAUCCAGGAUCUCAUUGAUAUUGAAGUAGAAUUCAAGAGAAAACGUCACCGGACAAAUUCCUCAUCUAAGAGUAGUCCUGUAGCCAAGAAAGAGACACCUGCAACUAAAUCAGAGUCCAGAGAAGCACAGGACUCAAAAUUAUCGUCCCAGUCUAGGUCUCCCAGCAAGUCCCUUUCUCCUUUAUCAACAAAGAUGGAAAUGCAAGAGGGAAAAUGGCAACCUCCUUCCACCAUUAACACCACUACAUCUUUUAUUCCUAACUUAGCUGUUCCUCCUCCAAAUAUUGAAUCAGGCUUCAGUUAUCCUCCUCCUGGAUGGCCCCCUACUACUGUGGUUGUUGCUCCACCUGUGACAACCAUUUAUCAGCCUCCUCCAACAACCUACCCAGUACUUCCUCAGCCUCAAGGACUGGUUGUUUCAGGUUCCACCUACACAAGCCGGGAGGAUGAGGAAUACAAGGCUCGUGUUGAUAAAUUUCUUAAGGAUAUAGAAGGAGUCAGAUCUGGUGAAAAAAAGGAUCACUCCAAGAAGAAACAUAGCAGAAGCAGGGAGUCCAGGAGCAGAAAAAAACACAAAGAUUCACACAAAAAGAGGAACAGAAAUACCAGUUCAAGCAGUGCAAGCAGGAGCAGCAGUUACAGUAGCAGCAGUAGCAGCCACAGCAAGAGCAGUAGCAGAAGCUCUAGCAGCAGCACCACUAGCAGCAGUACCAGUCAUAACUCUAGUGGAAGUAUUGAGGAGUCAAGGAAAAAGAAACAUAAAAAAUACAAGAAGCAAAAGAAAACCAACAGAAAGGAAAAGAAAAAGCCUCAAAAGCAUCAGAAGAAGGAAAUUGUUAAAGAGAAGCCCAAAAUUGAAGUUGUUAAAGAAAAGCCCAAAAUUGAAGUUGUUAAGGAGAAGCCCAAAAGCAAGAUUCACCACAUUACUGCUGUAGAGGAUGAUCCCAUCCCUGGUUUGGAGAGUUUAAAUGAGAAGCUUUCUGCUUAUUACAAGAAAGUAGAAGAGAGUCAAAGAGAACAACCCAACAGAGAGAAAAAGUCAAAAGAAAUGGAGCCUCAAGCAAAAGAAAGGGAGAAAAAAUCUAAGGAAAGGGAGCCUCAAACUAAAGAAAGAUCUGAAAAUCUUGACAGCAUUACCCAAAUGAUGGAGGUAAUGAAUAGAUAUAAACAGGGUUUUCGCCUGACAUCCAAGACUAAGGUAGUCGCAAGUUCAUCUCUCACAACGAAAGGAGUUCAUCCAGCUUUUCAAGAGAGUGAUGAGGAAGAUGUACUUGAUCUGCUAGCUGCUAAUGCCUCCAGUAAGAAGAAGAAAAAAGCAGAGCCUGAGAAUGAUAACACUGGUGUUCCUGAAGUCAUCCCAAGCACAAUAUUAGAGCCAAGUGAUAGCCCAAAUUCCAAGAAGUCUGGUCGAAGUUCAACCUCUCAGAGUUACCAGAGAAAUGCUCCAAAAGACCACUCAAGGUCACAUUCAAGGUCACGUCAUUCAAGAUCACGCUCCAGAAGCAAGUCACGUUCUAGGCGGCAUUCAAAAUCGCGGUCGAGGGAUCGCUACUCAGAUCAUUCAAGGUCAUUAUCACGUGAACGGUCAAGAUCACCCUAUAGACGCUAUUCAAGGUCUCGUUCUAGAAGUCGGUCUCGGUCAAAUUACAAUGUGAGAUAUAAUAGUGGCCGUCCUUUUCGCAGAGGAAGGAUGCAUUCUUAUCAGAGGCCAAGAAGCAGAGACAGAGGUGAUUAUUACCAAGAAGGAUUCCAACGACACAGACCUUAUCACCAUCGAACAAGAUCCCCCAGACAUCACUCCAACUGGUUUCGAGGACGCGGGAGGCCUGGAGGUCGGAGAGGGGGUGGUCCUUUCAGGGGUGGUAGAGGGAACUGGGAAAAGAGAGAUCACCACAAAGGCCGAGAGUCACCAGAACCGCUUAGUGAACAGGAGCGAGAGAUGAUGAUAGAGGCAGCAAGGAAAAAAGUUGAAGCAAGCAUCAAAUAUGGAGCUGCUGAUCCUGUUGAUGGUAUGGAACCCAAUCGUGAUGAUUCUUCACACUCUAAAACACAAAGCAAAUCAGAUUCCUAUGACUCAAAAAGUCCAAACAGAGCAGAGUCCUCUUGCCCUAAAACACCUUGCAGGUGGGAAUCCUCCCAUCCCAAAACACCCAGCAGGUGGGAAUCCUCCCGUCCCAAAACACCCAGCAGAUGGGAAUCAUCUCGUCCAAAAACACCAAGUAGAUGGGAUGCUGCUUCUCGCCCUAAAACUCCUAGCAGGUGGGACUCGUCUCAUCCAAAAACACCAGGCAGAUGGGAGUCUUCCCGUCCCAAAACACCAAGCAGGUGGGAUUCAUCCCGUCCCAAAACACCCAGUCGGUGGGAGUCAUCCCGUCCCAAAACACCAAGUAGGUGGGAGUCAUCUCGUCCCAAAACACCAAGCAGGUGGGAAUCAUCUCGCCCUAAAACACCAAGCAGGUGGGAGUCAUCACGUCCUAAAACACCAAGCAGGUGGGAGUCAUCAUGUCCUAAAACACCAAGCAGGUGGGAGUCAUCUCGUCCUAAAACACCAAGCAGGUGGGAGUCAUCUCGUCCUAAAACACCCAGCAGAUGGGAAACUUCCUGCCCGAAAACUCCGAGUACAUCAGACCCUCAAAAGCAAAGUAAAGGGGAAUCUCUCCCCAAAAUAUUGAGUCCUGGAAGCCCCAGAGAGAUCAAGAAUGAAAGAAUCUAUGAUGAUAAGGAGGACCACCCCCACAUUUCUGAUGAAGAGUCUCCUGACAGAACAGCAAGGUUUGGAAAAUGGGACACAGAUGAAAAGGGGAAAAAUGGAGAAGCUAAAAUUGGCAACUCACUCACUGAGAUGGAGACUUUCAUAGAAGUUGCCAAGCAGAAGAAAAUGGAGGAGAUGAAGGAAAGAAAUAAAGCAUUUUUGAAGCCUACUAUUGACUGAUUAUAGUCUUGGUCUAUCAACACAUACUAAUGUAUAAGGUAGGGAAAGAAGUUAUGACUUUUUUUCGUUUAUUAUUUAGAAAUUUCAAAAUGUCACAAUUCUAAUUUCAUUUCCAUUUUUUUUAUAUUGAUAUGGCAAAAUUGUUACAUCAAGAAGUUAGUCAAGUAUUUUUGCUUAAUUGGUAAUGUAUGUGAGAAAAAAUGAAAUGCAGAAAUAUACUUGGCUGCUUGUUUGAGGCUUUUACCAUAGCACAAUUGAUCAUUGCAGGAAGUGGGCAUCUUAUAUAGGAAAUAUAAAUUAACUGAAAAAUUCAAAUAAAUAUGAAAUCUUAGAUGUGGUAUUGUCUUACCAAAUUGGAAACAUGAUUGAUAUGUUGCUUUAAUGUUAUUUUUCCAGUAUUUCAUAAACCAUGAAAUCAUAACUUGUAGAAAAAUUAUGUUACUUUUAAACCAGUUUCUUUGAUUCUGGGUGUGUGUGUGCUUGUGCUGAAGGAGGAAAGCACAUCCAUGAAAUUUUAGUUUCAUCUUACAGCUAUUGAAAACUGUGUGGUAUGAUUAUUCCAGGUUUCACUUACUGUAUUCCUGUGUACUGGGAUGACAAAAAAAUCAUUAAUACAGUUACUAAA